AUGCGCGUUGGGCUGUGGGGUCGACAAGAAGAAGACAAGAAGCCGGAAAGCGGAAGGAGUUGCGAGAUGGAAAUUGAGCGAUAUGACCGGGUGGCGAACGACGAGGAACGCGGGCCGACGUCUUCAACGAGGUCGAUCUGGACAUCUACCGAGCCGAAGAAGAUGGACACCGAGAAGGAAUACGCCGGGAAGUUCAACUAUUUUGGGCCAAUCGAUUUU
Molecule: messenger RNA, 219 nt
Organism: Mesorhabditis spiculigera
Lineage: Eukaryota; Metazoa; Nematoda; Chromadorea; Rhabditida; Rhabditidae
Source: the annotation of a GenBank genome assembly